Linum tenue is the source of this 1481-nucleotide messenger RNA. The record is from the annotation of a GenBank genome assembly. NCBI's taxonomy places the organism in Eukaryota, Viridiplantae, Streptophyta, Magnoliopsida, Malpighiales, Linaceae.
AUGCUCUCCACAGGAUGGAGUGACUUCGUCAACAAGAAGCAGCUAGUAGCCGGCGACGAAAUCGUGUUCCUGAGGUACAACGGCGAGCUGCGAGUUGGGGUUCGUCGUGGUCGUCCCAGGCAGCAGCACCAGGCAUCGAUUGUUAUAUCGAGCCAGAUCAUUUACUUGGGAGUUCUUAACCGUUCCGUUAAACCGGAAACCGUCUUUUAUGUCCAUUAUAAGCCUAGAACGACUCCAUUCCUCGUUGGGAUAAACGAGUAUCUGAAAGCCACUAGCCGUGCUUAUCAUAUCGGCAUGCGGUUCAAGAGUGCUGGUGAUGAUGGACUCACGGGCACCAUUGUUGGUAUUGGAGAUUAUUCACAAUACUGGCCAGGCUCGCAAUGGCGGUCGCUCAAGGUGCGAUGGGAUCAUUCGGAAGGAACAAUUCUGAAGCCAGCUGACAGCAGAGUCUCGCCAUGGGAGAUUGAGCCUUUAGCAGCUGAUCCAUCUCUGCAAAGUAGUGUUCUUUUUCAAACGAUAGUUAGGAAGAAAAGGUCGAGGCUUGACAUAGAUGUUCUAGCUUCUGCAGCUAGUAACUCCAUCCGGCGUCCUAGGUCGUCGAUUCAAUCUCUCCGGGAGGAAUCAACCUUAUUACCUCUGGGAUGUGGGUUUGAAGGCCAAAACAACAACCAUAAUAAUGGCCAUAAUAAUUUGGAAGGUUUCCUUCCUAAUUCAACACCUGGUUUCAACAGCAGCAACAAGGCUUCUUCAUCCACUGCUACUCCAUCAUCAGGAAUUUGGAACGAGCAAAUGGGUUCGCAGAGAGCUGACAAUCACCAUCCUAUGGGAUGUCGAAUCUUCGGAAUCGAGCUUGCUAGCGACAUUACUGCUAACACCAGCUCUGUUACUGGAAAGCAGCUAAUGAUCAUGGCUAGUAAUGAAUCAACUGUCAAGAAUCAGUGUAACCGUACAAAGGUGCAUAUGCAGGGGACUGCUUUCGGCCGAACCGUCGACUUAACUACCUUAAAUGGGUACGAGGAUCUGAUAACCAAACUGGAAGAGAUGUUCGGCAUCAGAGGAGAUCGGCUUUCUACUGCUGAAAAAUGGGUUGUUGUCUUCAUUGACGAUGAAGGUGACAUGAUGCUUGUUGGUGAUGAUCCAUGGCCGGAGUUCUGCAAGAUGGUGAAGAAGAUAGUGAUAUAUUCGAGUGAGGAGAUGAAGAAGAUGAAAGGAAGGUUCAGGCUUGUAAUGUCACCUUUGGAGGGGUGAAGGUGACCUUGCUAACUAAAGCCUAGACGCAGAGGAUUUCUUUUAAAUGUAUGGAAACAUGAGAGAACAGAACAAACAUCGGUUUCGGUUUUUCAUAAUAUGGUUUCGUGUUUUUUUAUUUUUAUGUUAAGCUCAUUUUAGGGGUAUGAUAUGACUCAGAAUUGAGGGGGGGGAGAAUGUUUUGUUUUAAAUUUUCAAGUUGGAACAAAUGCAAACUAUGAUAUUAAUUUGUG